Molecule: messenger RNA, 1299 nt
Organism: Cylicocyclus nassatus
Lineage: Eukaryota; Metazoa; Nematoda; Chromadorea; Rhabditida; Strongylidae
Source: the annotation of a GenBank genome assembly
AUGUUCUCGCUCAAAUAUCUUGUGUUCCCAACCUUGAAUUUUGAAAAGCAUAUAUCUCGUCGAUUUUUGUUUAUCAAGCGCUCACCGAAGAAGAAGACAACUAGGACAUCUGUGGCCACUUCGUAUUUGAUGUGCACUCAAGACAAUGGACUUUAUUAUGCGACGUUUGCACUUAUAGUUGGUGUGUCUUUAUUUUAUUGCAGAAAGUACAUCAGAGGACAGCGUUUUGUGGAGAAUAUACGAGCGGAUGGAAAGAUUAUUGCGAUUACGGGUGCAAACUCAGGCAUCGGGCAGGCAGUAACAGCAGAACUAAAUCGAAGAGGAGGAACGGUCUAUAUGUUAGUACGAGACUUGCAACGGGGCAGAGAUUCGAUCGAACGGCUCAAAAAGGCAAACUGUGAUCCAGACCGCCUAAUCUUACGAUACGUGGAUUUGACGAAAUUGGACUCCGUAAGGAACUUUGCAAAAACUUUUAGCGAAGAGGUACCACGGCUGGACGUUCUUAUCUGCAAUGCGGGUGUCCUUUGUGUGCCGACUUUUACAAAGACUGGCGAUGGAUAUGAGAAAACGUGGCAGAGUAACUAUUUAGGACACUUUCUCCUUUCCGAGCUACUCUUGCCAUUGAUAUCUAGGUCAUCAGAUGGACGGAUUGUCAAUGUGUCCUCGAUAAUGUAUGAAUAUGGUGACAGCGUUAGCUUGAACAUCGUUAACGAUCCGUCUAAAUAUGGAGGUAUGAUGGCUUACAGUAGGAGCAAAAUGGCUCAGGUAAUGUAUACAAGACACUUGGCUAAAAUUAUCCGGGAUAAGAAACUUCCCGUUAUCGUGACUGCCUGUCAUCCAGGAGGAGUCGAUUCCAAUAUACUCAGGGAGUCUGGCUAUCAGUGGGUUAGGGUAGUAUUCAGGCCUCUCAUGUGGUUCGUGCUUAAAACUGUCGAAGAUGGGGCUCAACUGCCGAUCUUUCUCGCACUCAGCGAAAAAGCACAUAAAGGCAAUGGAGAGUACUUCAAAGAUUUCGCAAUUAGUGUCGUGCCGGAGAAAUGCAGUAAUAGUGCGGCUUGUGAAAGGUUAUACGAAGAAUCAAGGAAGGCCAUUUGGUAUGUGCUGUGCGAUACUACUCUGCAUACUGGCGGUAUUCUGUCCGCCGCUAGCUGUGCUUCUGGAUGCAGGUUGCACGAAUCAAUUCUGGAUCAAUGUGUUACUCACGAUCCUUUUGUGGAUUCCCGGAGUGAUUCAUGCCUUUUAUGUGAUCUUGUGCAGACCCGGCGAGCGCCACCACCAUCACCAUCAUCACCACCAUGA